AUCCGAACAUUACAAUUUCGUCGAUAUGGUGAGGUUGGUAAACGUCUUGUAUUUUCUGGAUUAAACGAAGACACUUCUGCAGGUUGCCAUCUGCCGGCGCGCCACUGGGCGAACUUUUAUAAGCUCAGGAGUGGGACUGUAGUACCCCGCUGCCAACAAAACAAUCACACAGCAGCCGAAGAACAAUCUUCACUCAAGAACACGCCGUACAGCAAUGGUUUUUGCCCAGAGAACAUCGCAAAGGAAGCGUCCGAUGUGUCACAAGUGCGGGUCGACCAUGGCGGGCCAUACGCGGAAGAACAACAUGGUCGUCUGCCCUGGGUCUGCUGAGCGUAAAUCGCACCUUUUUUCAACCCCAGACACACCCCCACCUACAUAUGAGUUCCACGGCUUCCAGGUUCCACCUGGCGACCGCUGGCACUGGCGAAACCCUAAUUGGGUCUCGCCACCCCACGAGAGACGAUACGAGCAGGCUCACCGCGACGUGUCUCUCACACCUACGGAACCUCUGUCCGAUGAUGGGUCAGGAAAGGAAAACAUUUCGCCCUCAACUAUGGAGCAUUCUCCUAGUCCUGACUAUCCAGAUGACGACUGGGCCGAUAGCUCAGAUCCUCUAUACUACUAUCCCAACUUUUCUAUCAAGGAGGAAUCCCCCGAGCCGCAGGAUGACACCUACAUAUCGGAUUACUCUCAUUCGCCGCCUCCCCGCCAAUGGUCCUCGUUCUCGCAGUCACCUAUCACCGACGUAAGCCUUAACACGGCCCUCCGUGCAGGCACGCCACUGUACAGCGUGUACCGCGUCCCACGUCAAGACAUUCCAAAAGUCAAACGCACUGCACAACGUGAGGGGAAACUUUUCAGUGUGAUGGAAGCCCCUCCUGCACACCUCGCCAAGAUCCCGCGUGAGAAAUCACAAGAGACGGUGUGGGUCAUUCUCAGCGAUCGUGAGGAAGACCUCAAGUACGCAGUACAUUCCCAACACAUGCCGGGUGCCUUCGCCCAAGGCAUGACAGCAGACUUCAGCGACUCAGAAACUAGCGCAGUAGCUCCAGUCAUGCAGCACGUACCGUUCUGCAAAACUAUAGAUCAGCCGGUGAUGCGCAACGCGACCUUUGACCAGUCGAUGUACAGCAUUCCUAGUGGGCUGGCGGGUCAAGAGACCUUGCGAUCAGCCGGUUAUGGGUUUCUUCAGAUGGCAUUUGCUGGGAUUAUCGGUGGCCUUGUCGUCACCUACGGACGGGCCCUCUUGUAGCGAUUCGGGGCGACUAUCCAUCAGUGGUGUGGGGUUGGGAAUUGGGUCAGUGUCAUAUCGAGACGGUUCAAGGAUACAGUUACUCGAGGCCACAUGCAUAGACUCGGAUGUGAACACCGCCAAACAAUAUAAGUAAGGUCA
Molecule: messenger RNA, 1393 nt
Organism: Suillus fuscotomentosus
Lineage: Eukaryota; Fungi; Basidiomycota; Agaricomycetes; Boletales; Suillaceae
Exons: 5
Coding region: 215-1252 (345 amino acids)
Source: RefSeq, a predicted model, not a curated record